Messenger RNA from Daphnia magna, 2357 nucleotides. It is a transcript of the gene cactin, whose product is annotated as cactin. Gene Ontology annotation, biological process: mRNA cis splicing, via spliceosome. Gene Ontology annotation, cellular component: cytoplasm; spliceosomal complex. Gene Ontology annotation, molecular function: protein binding. The record is from RefSeq and is a predicted model, not a curated record. The transcript is spliced from 7 exons. The coding region runs from base 143 to 2287 and encodes 714 amino acids. NCBI's taxonomy places the organism in Eukaryota, Metazoa, Arthropoda, Branchiopoda, Diplostraca, Daphniidae.
CUAGCGCCAUCUCUGAAAGAAACGGUACACAUAUCAAUGUUCUAGCAGACGACUUUCUACAACUUUUAGUUCAAGCGAUUGACGUCGUCGCUUCUGACUUGCUUUGCUUGUAAAAAACGCGAAGUUGUUUGUUUUUUCCAACAUGGGACGGCAUAGAAAAAGUAGGUCGGGUUCGAGAGAAAAGGAAUCUUCGAGAAGUAGACACCGAGAUUCUGCUAAACAGUCGUCAUCAAGUCUAAGAGAGAAAGAUUACCAAGAUCGGAAACAAAUUAAAGACCAUGAUAAGCCAAGGGAAAGCCGUAUAACUUCAAGGUCUCCUAAGAGUAUCAAAGACAAAACUAGAGAUAGAAAACAUUCCUCUAGCUCAUCAAGUGAGAGUGAGAGUGACAAUAAGUUGGUUAUGAAUAAGGAUCUUUUGGAAAAACUUGAAAAAGAACGCCAGAGAGUCUUGGCAGAAAAAAAGAAAUGGAAAGAACAGAUGAAAGCUCUUGAAACUCCAGAAGAGAAACGAAAAAGAAGAUUACUGAAAAAGCAAAGUAAGGAGAUGAAACGAAAGGAGCAAAUGGGAUGGGACAAUGAACUACUUCAGUACACAAACUCAGACAAUCCUUUUGGAGAUUCCAACCUGCUUGAUAAGUUUGUAUGGAAAAAGAAGUUUGAGAAAGAAGGUAGAGGAGACAUGAGUCAAGAAGAAAUUGAGCGUGAAUUAAGAAUGAAACAGCUAGCAAAUCGAGAUGAGCUAGAAAAGGUAAAAGCAAGAAGACUGGAAAGAGAAAAAGAAAAAGAAGCCAGAGAAGAUGAAACGGCUGAUCUCCAGCGCACUAAAGAAGCUGAACAAUUCAAAGAGUGGCAGCAGAGUGAAGAUCAGUUCCAUUUGGAACAAGCGAAGUUGCGUUCUGCCAUACGUAUUCAAGAUGGCAGAGCAAAGCCCGUUGAUGUCCUUGCAAAAUAUAUAAACUCGGAGAACGACCCCGAAGCUGUGGAGAUGAACGAGCCAUAUUUUUAUCUCAUGGGAUUGACCUUGACAGAUUUAGAAGAUUUAGUGGCAGACAUUAAGGUUUACAUGGAACUUGAGAAAGAGUCUAGUAACUUGGAUUACUGGAAUGAUCUAAUGGUGAUAGUCGAGGACGAAGUUCGCGCCAUGAGAAAAAUCGAGCGAUCAAAGAGGAGUGAAAAUGAAGCCGCCAUGGGCCGACAAGAGGGUAUUCACACAGCCGUGGCUCAGGACGUCGCCAGUAUCUUUAAAAACAAAACAGCUCCUGCUCUACUUGCUUUAAAAAGUAAUAUUGAAAAGAAGAUUGCCGCCCGGCAAGAAGGUGUCGAUAUUUCCUACUGGGAAAGUCUCCUUAGCCAGCUGAAAGCCCACAUCGCCCGUGCGCGACUACGUGAUCGUCAUGGUGCCAAUUUGAAACGGAAAUUAGAACUGCUAAAAGCCCAACAAGGUCUAAUAGAUACUGCUGCUGCGGAGGCAACGCGUUUAGGAAUCAAGUUUGAGCCAACUGGCGAAGAUGUCGAAGAAGUUGUAGAGAAACCCAGUAUAGAUAAAGAAGAUGAAAUUCAAGAAGAAGAAGAAGAAUCGGGUGCAGAUGGUGGGGAAGAUAUUCGCGGCCAAGCUGAGAGGGAUCUUCUAGAACCUUGUUUAGCUGCCUACGAAUCAGGUCGAUACAGUCCAGUAUACUUGGAGCCCAGCCAAAUCGACCCAACACAGCUCAUCUAUACGGAAGACGAUGAUUUGGAGCGAUUGGAGUUUGCACGAGCUCGUGUUCAGGGUCGCGGGGUGGCCGUUGGGAUGGCUGAUUCAGAAGUAUCACUGGAGGAACGAGCGAUGCGUGGCGAAGCGUUAAAAGGGAUGUCGGCUGAUGAAGCAAUCUUUUCGGUGGAAUCGGCUAUUGACAAACCAGUCUACCUAUGGUCGGAUAAAUACCGACCUCGCAAACCACGUUACUUCAAUCGGGUUCAUACUGGAUUUGAGUGGAACAAGUACAACCAGACCCAUUACGAUAUGGACAAUCCGCCUCCCAAAAUCGUUCAGGGCUACAAGUUUAACAUCUUUUUCCCCGAUUUGAUCGACAAGAAUUCAACUCCUCAAUACACCAUAACGCCGUGUGCCGAUAACAAGGACUUUGGCAUCCUCCGUUUCCGCGCUGGCCCACCUUAUGAAGACAUUGCCUUCAAAAUUGUCAAUCGUGAAUGGGAAUAUUCCUACAAGAAGGGUUUCCGUUGCCAGUUCCAUAACAACAUCAUGCAACUUUGGUUUCAUUUCAAACGUUACCGAUACCGCCGUUAGGCAUUUUCGAUUUUAUUUUACUUUACAAUGUUUCUUGAACAUGAAUAAUAAAAACGUGAUUUACUUUUCA